Contarinia nasturtii (swede midge) is the source of this 2304-nucleotide messenger RNA. Its product is annotated as transferrin. The coding region runs from base 217 to 2196 and encodes 659 amino acids. Lineage: Eukaryota; Metazoa; Arthropoda; Insecta; Diptera; Cecidomyiidae. Gene Ontology annotation, biological process: iron ion transport. The record is from RefSeq and is a predicted model, not a curated record. Gene Ontology annotation, cellular component: early endosome; plasma membrane; recycling endosome. The transcript has 11 exons.
AACAACGCAUAUGGAAAAAGUUGCGCUACGAGAAUGGCAACAUCUCUUACUAAUUUGCAUAUUAAUUCCGGCUUUACCAAUAAGAAAUAAGAACGAACCACUCUUCAUCGUGAUUACAAUAUGACAGCAAAUUAAGUUUGAUCAUUCAGUUUUGUUUAUAUAUUGCAUGAGUACGGACGGUUUUUAUUCUUCACGGUUUUGUUGUUCAAACUCAAAAUGACGCAGUUAAUUUACACUAAUUUUGUUAUUCUCUUAAUAACUACCUCAAUAUUUGCUUCAACCGAUCCAAGUGCAUCUAAGGAUAUUUCCACGUCAUCAAAAAGCAAUGACCAAUCUGAAUAUAAAAUGUGUGUUCCUCACACACUUCAAAAUAUUUGCGAAAAAUUGGUAAGCAAACGGAAUUCCGAAUAUACAGCAAUUAAGUGUGUGCCUGCUCGUGAUCGCAUGGAAUGUUUAGAAAAAGUGCAAAAACGCGAAGCGGAUUUUCUGGCAGUUGACCCGGAAGACAUGUACGUUGCACUCCAAAUGAAAAAUGAGGACUUUACUGUCUUUUCGGAAAUACGCACUGUAGACGAACCGGAUGCCGAGUUCCGUUACGAGGGAAUUAUGCUAGUGCACAAAAAUUCAACAAUAAAAACUUUAGACGAUCUACGAGGAAGAAAAUCAUGUCAUACAGGAUAUGGACGAAAUGUUGGAUAUAAAAUACCAAUUACGAAAUUAAGAAAACACGGUAUUUUCAAGUUAUCCUCAAAUCAAUACUUGCCAUCUGUUGAGAGGGAAUUGAAAGGAUUGUCAGAGGUAUUCACACAAUCUUGUUUGGUUGGAACGUGGUCGUCCAAUGAAGAACUUAAUCAAUUAUAUAAAAAGCGAUAUUCUAAUUUGUGCGCAUUGUGCGAAGAUCCCGUUAAAUGCAAUUAUCCGGACCGUUUUUCCGGCUAUGAGGGCGCUAUUCGAUGUUUAGUUGAGAACGGAGGUGAUGUUGCUUUCACUAAAGUUAUUUAUGUUCGUCGUUUCUUUGGAUUACCAAUAAACAAUCAAAAUCAAAAUUCCCAAACUGAGCCACAAGCAAAUCCAAAUGAUUAUGAAUAUUUAUGUGAAGAUGGUACUCGUCGAGCAGUGACCGAUAAACCAUGUUCAUGGGCCGCUCGCCCAUGGCAAGGUUAUAUGAGUAAUAGUGAUAUUACGUCGACAAGUUUAUCACGUUUGCAAGAUCGCAUCAAGGAAUUUUACGAAGAAGGAAAAAAAUCAAGUGACAAAAUGGCAGCAUCAAAACUUUGGAUUAAUGAGAAAAAUGUAGUUGUGACGAAGCAAGAACUAGUUUUACCUGGAAACCAUUUAUCGCGAGCUCAGUAUAAAGAUGUUAUCGAACGAGAAGGACCAACUGAACAAAAAAUCCGUUUGUGUACAAAUAAUGAUAUUGAAAUGCGAAAAUGUGAAGUUUUGCAACGAGCAGCUUACUCCCGAGAUAUUAGGCCACAAUUUUUGUGCGUACACUCAUCAGAUUGUAUUCAAAGCGUACGAAGUGGAGAGAGUGAUGCAGCCAUUAUUACAAUAAAGAAUCGACAAAAAGCCAGAGAAUCGCAAUUAAUUCCCAUCGCUCAUGAAUUAAGUGACAUUCAUUAUUUUGUUGUUGUAGAUAAAGAACUGAGUAAUGAACUGCUUGCAACAACUCCGAUAAAAUACGAUCCGAAUGAUGAGAGAAGUCGCGACGCCGCAUUGAAUUUCAAUUACAAACGUGGAAAUGGAAAGUGUAUGGGACUUACAACGGACGAGUCGAUGAACAUGGUUCGAGUUAUCCAUUUCAAUCAAAACAUUAGCAAUGUAGACAUCGAUUCAUAUGAACUAGUGUGCCAAGGUACAAGAAAGGCAAUUGUCAUUGAUCAAGUGGAUGCCAAUAAUUGUGCAUAUGAUGCAACACCGCCCGCCACAGUAUACACCAGAAACACUUUAAAAAGCUAUGAACAAGACGGAAUCAAACAUGCAUUUUCGGCUCUAUCUCGAUAUUUCGGAAGAGACGGUAGCCUUGUUGAUGUCUUCAAACUUUUCGGCGAAUUUGAACCAGGACAUCGAAAUGUACUGUUCAGCGAUAGUGCAAAAUCUCUGAUUACUGAUGAUUCCAUCAAUCUUACCGAAUCAUAUUUCAAUUAUGAUGGCGACGAAGAAGUAAAAUACAAACAGAUUCAAUGCCGAAAUUAAAUUUGACCUUAUAAUCAAAUUUAUACACGAACUCUGUAUGUCUGUUAUCUAUUAGACAAGAGUCAAAUAAAAUAAAGUACCAACAUAAUUAUUAUGUGUAUUUUUAAA